Molecule: messenger RNA, 1290 nt
Organism: Aspergillus puulaauensis
Lineage: Eukaryota; Fungi; Ascomycota; Eurotiomycetes; Eurotiales; Aspergillaceae
Product: F-box protein
Exons: 3
Coding region: 1-1290 (429 amino acids)
Molecular function (GO): protein binding
Source: RefSeq, a predicted model, not a curated record
AUGAUGGCGAUAAGCUCCGAAAAGGAACUCAUCCUGCGACUACCCGAGGAAAUCCUGCAACAGAUCAUCGAGUAUGCCGCCCCCAUCGAGGGAGCUCGCAAGCUCGCUAGAACAUGCCGCCGACUGCGAGGGAGCGUCCUCCCUCUGAUGUAUCGCAAGCUCAGCAUCGACACAGACAGCCACGAGCGCCAGCUACUGCGACUGCCUGUAGAAGAGCCAACAAUGUCGCUAUUUCAGCUUCACUGCCGGGAGCUCCGUGUCGCCAUCGAUGACUCCAAACCGCCAGCGAAUGCACCUUUCCCCUUGCUAAGGGAGCUUGUCUGCCAUCUCCCCAAUGUCCACAAGAUGACUGUCCACGGUGGAUACGACAGACAUCCCCAAGAGGCCUGGGCGUUGAUUCAACUGGCGCUGCAGAAUAUUCCGCGUGUCCGGUCACUCAAACUAAGCCGCGAGGGUUGGGGACUUUACUUGCGCGAUGCUUUCCGACAUACCGAAUCUUCGUCCCUCCAGAGUCUAGAGAUACAUGGGGUAUCCAGGCCAAAAGACGCGCGUGCAGAUGAUUACAUCCUAGGAGAGAAGAAACGAACCGCCGCAUUCACAUCCAUCACCCUGAGUGAUUAUGAGGAAAGCGCCCUCGCAACAGAACAGCUCAUCCAGUGGCCCAGAGCACUCACUCACUUCCACUUCGACCACUACUACAACAACAACCCAUUCUACAUGGACCUCCCCAUGUUCACCACCUGGCUAUACCCACACCGCGAAACCCUCCGCUCAAUUUAUAUCGGGUAUCUCUCCGGCGACAGCAUCGGGGCCCUCUUCAACGCAUCCGCCUUCCCAGAACUAGAAACCCUCACGCUCUCCCGGUGGCAGAUAGGCCCCUACAACGGCCGCGGACUGCCCGAGUUGACUUACGCCCCUGAUACCGCGGCCCAGCUUCUCGCGCCUAACCUGCAUACAUUCACCCUCGACUUUUCCCUCUUCGACGAGUACGAAGAGGUCUUUACCGACUUUAUGGAUCCGGAGGAGCAGUGGGUGCGUGCGUUUGCCAGGGACGCUCUAGCAUGCAAUUCUAAGCUGCGUACGAUUAAAAUCCACUUUACCCCUAUUGAUCACUUUGCCAGUGGGAUGCAAGAGGCUGGAUACCCGUGGGAUCGCGUGGAUAGGCUACGUGAUGAGUUCAGCCCGUAUAGACUGGUGAUAGAGUAUAAUGAGCCGCUCCUGACCAAGAAGGAGUGGUUGGAGGUGAGCAAGCCCGUGGAGCGAGGCAGGUAUGAAGCUGAAUUGAGCUGA